Somion occarium is the source of this 1360-nucleotide messenger RNA. The record is from the annotation of a GenBank genome assembly. NCBI's taxonomy places the organism in Eukaryota, Fungi, Basidiomycota, Agaricomycetes, Polyporales, Cerrenaceae.
GACAGGUAUGGUGUAAAUCGUUCCCAUGCGGCAGUCCUAUCCAUACCUGCCCAUCACAAAGCUGUCCCAAGCGAGCGUAAUCUCAACGCCCAUCUUGUCCUACGGGGAAGGUUUCACACGAGGUCAAGAAAUAUCUGAGUGGGGCGGAAUAUCAGUGGCAUGCUAUCUUGACACCUUGAGAUUAGAUUCUGUUCAACUCUGGCAGCUUGACAUUUUUCCCUUUCUUAAGGGCUUUGAGUCUUUACUGGACACCCUGGAUUUUGUUCCCCCAAUGAUUGCAUGGCUUCUCAGGACAGGAGCGGUUCAAAUGACAAACUUCCGGACCUAAGUUAUCUUUCCACUUUAUUCUUCACUCUCCAUAUCGCCUCUGGACAUGUCGGAUUGCCGCUGCUGGUCAUCAUAUUGACUACAUCAAAACGGAUUCGUCGACCGCCCUCAGUAAUCAAUCUUUGCAUUACAUGGAUUGUGUUCUCCGUUUCGCAUUGUCUGUUGUUUUAUGGGGGGUACCAUGGACAUUACGAUCCGCCUUUCGCAUUGUGCCUUGUACAGGCAGCUAUGAUUCAUGGUGCUCCUCCCAUCAGGUGCGUCAUCGGGGUCUUUAUCCUCGUUCUCCAUGUCUGGUACCUACUCCAGCCACCGUGGCAUCCGUUCCUUAUUUGCUAUACCAAUAAUGUAUCACCUUUCGUGAGACUUGCUUUAGUCGUGCUGCCACCAUACCUGGUUUUUAUAUCAAUAUGUAUUGGUGUCGUCCUGACUGGACUAUAUCGACCCUCCUCUGUCGUGUCAUCACUUGGGUUGUAUUGCACUAUUGUUGAUAUGGACUCUGUUUUUUCCGUUCCAGUAUUUUGCGCCGUUUUUAUGGUCCUGAUUUUGAUCUUGAAUCUCGGAACGCUCGUACAGUACUGCUGGAGGUGGUAUGCGCUUAUGAAGGUGAAUCCGUUAUUCAGUAGGUCGACGUCUUUGAACAUCUGGUUACGGGUCUUCAUCUUCAGCUUAUACUCAUUCGCUACCCUUGGCGCGUGCCUGACUCUCAUAUUUGACAAACGUAGUCCAGUCUCAUAUGUGGUCCAAGCCGGUCUACCACCUGUCGCACUCCUUAUCUUCGGCUCUCAGAAGGACAUGUGGCAUGCAGCAUGUUUCUGGAGGACUGAGAGUGCGGAGAGGAAGAUGUCUGACGGAGGUUGGUCGGCCCCAGUUGAUACAAUCUCAACGUCAACCGUUGGAAUAGAGUCCUCUAUUGUUUGAGGUAGUGCAAUAGAGUGAGCAAUAAAAUCGACAACUGCCGGCUGAACAAUGUUGAGAUCGAGCAGCGCAUUACAUGGAUGAGAACAUGAACAUGAAAAGAACGGUAUGAUUUCCG